AUGAAGAAAUAAGAUUGGAAAUUCAUGUAGGUGUUCGGUGACAAGGCAUCUUCGGAUAACGUUAGUGAUGAGGAUAUCAUAUCUGCAGUUCAAUUUGAAAGGACUGGAAGAUUGUUAGGAUUAGGAGACAGAGCUGGUCGAUUGAUAAUAUUUGAAGUACCAUAGAACAAAAAGAGGGAGAAGGCAGAAUAUUAAUAUCUAACAGAAUUGUAAUCACAUACGAGAGAAUUCGAUUUCCUCAAGAGUACUGAUAUUGAGGAGAAGAUUAAUCAAAUUUAAUGGCUGAGAGCUCAAGGCAAAAAUAUGUAUGUUUUAUCAACAAAUGAUAAAACGGUGAAGUUGUGGAAAGUCAGUGAAAAAAAUGUGACAAAAGUUAUCAAACCAAGUGGUAAGGAUUUGGCAAUGCCUAAAUUGUAAGUGGUUGAAAGUGGAUUGAUUCCAAGUGUGAGGAAAGUGUUUCCUAAUCUACACAACUAUCAUAUAAAUUCAUUGACUGCUUCAAACAAUGAAGAAUUUGUUUUAACAUCCGACGACCUAAAAGUGUAUUUAUGGAGUAUAGAAUAACCAUCAAAAGCAUUUGUGGCAGUAGAUUUGAAGCCUGAGAAUUUGGAUGAGUUGAGUGAAGUGAUAACAUCAUCAGCUUUUCAUCCAACCUUAGAUAAUUAAUUUUUGUAUACUACAAGCAAGGGAAUCAUCAAAUUAUGUGAUAUGAGAAAAUCAGGAAUUUGUGACAACACAGCUAUUUCUAUGGCAGAACCAGAAGAUCCAGCCAAAAAGAAUUUCUUCACUGAAAUAGUCACUUCUAUAUCAGAUGCUUGUUUCAGUCGAAAUGGCAAAUAUAUAUUUUCAAGAGAUUUCUUGACUGUCAAAGUGUGGGAUAUUGCUAUGACCAAUAAACCUGUUGCUACCGUCUAGGUAUUUGAACCACUGAAAUCUAAACUAUGUGAUCUAUAUGAGAACGAAUGCAUUUUUGAUAAGUUUUCAAUUCAAUCAACCCUUGAUUCAAAUAGCUUUGUGACUGGUAAUUUUAAUAGUACUUUUCACAUUGUGGACAGAUUGGGUGAAUGCAAUUCACAAUAUGAAUUGAAUUUUAAUAAGAAGACAGUUGUGAGGCAGAUUCCACCAAAAUAUUUUGAGAAUUUUGGAUCUUCAUAUGAUUUUAAUCGUAAAGUUCAGAAAAUCAGUAUGUGCUAAACUUAAAAUCUUGUUGCUUUUGCUUGCCUCAAUUGUCUCUAUUUCUACACAGCAUGACAAUUUAUAUAUAUAUAUAUAACAUAGUAACAUAGAUUCUAAUUCUGAUAA
Paramecium tetraurelia is the source of this 1302-nucleotide messenger RNA. RefSeq lists its product as uncharacterized. Gene Ontology annotation, biological process: peptidyl-serine dephosphorylation. The record is from RefSeq and is a predicted model, not a curated record. Gene Ontology annotation, cellular component: protein phosphatase type 2A complex; cytosol. The transcript is spliced from 4 exons. NCBI's taxonomy places the organism in Eukaryota, Ciliophora, Oligohymenophorea, Peniculida, Parameciidae. Gene Ontology annotation, molecular function: protein binding; protein phosphatase regulator activity.